GAGAAAUUAUAGGUACAGAAGGUGAAAAGUCAUUGCUUGCAUCCUUAGAAAAAAUUGUAACAAUGAUCACAAUAUGUAGGUCUUUCUCUUGGACACCAGAAGGCAAAAGAAAAAGAAGACCGCAAACCACUGGAGAAGAGCAGUGGAGAAGGAGAGCUAGGGCAGAAAACGGACUUAGACUGAGGUGAGGGUUGCGGCUGCAGACUGAGAUAGUUGGAGAUGUUCCGUGGAUGUCUUAUGUUCCACAAGGCAAAAAGAGGAUAGGUAACAGGAAACAUUAUCAUUACAUGUAUGUAUAUCAUCACUUAUCUUAUACAUCCUAUUUGUAAUUACUACAUAUUGUGAUGUUUCUUCCUACGGAUUAUGUAGAGAGUACCCGGGAUUUUACUGUCAGCCAUAAGUAACUAUUUACCAAUACUAAUGGAUGCAUGUAACACUUUGAAAAUUAUUGUACAUGAGUAUGCGCUUCUAUAAGUGCAUAGCAUUUAAAAAAUAUGUAAUAAAAAGGGGUCAAUGUGUGAAAGCAAACUUCACAAAUUUGGUCCAGUGUACCAUGCAACAACCGAAGGCAAAUGGGUUUCCUGAUAUUCAGUCAAUAAGUGGGUUUCCUGAUAUUAAAUUCAGUCAAUAACCUCUAAUUAAAUGCUCACUUUCCUUUACUUCAAUUUAAAACUAGUACUAACAGCUAGACUAAUACCCCCUGCAGGGUUUAUCCAUAUUGGGGCAUAUUUGAAAUAUAAACACACUAAAUUCCUUUGACCUUGAUAUUUUUCAGUAAUCAUAUGCACCAGUUUCUUAGAAAAUGUCUGAACAAAUUAAAUCAUCCACUGACAGACACAUUCAUUAUAUACCCUGAUCCUAAAUUUAUGUAGUAGUCUCUGGGAGAAAAUAUUUCAUUAUAAAAAUGAUAAUUGAAGUCCUUAAAGUUGAAUAAACACAAGUAAAAUUAUGAAAAAUUGUCAAAUCAUGUAAAGUAUACCCAUUUUCAGAAAGAUCCAGAACAUGUCUAGACAAAAUCAUGUCUACAGACAGACAAACAUGCUGAUUCCAAUAUCCCCCUCUAAACUUUGUUUGCAGGAGAUAUAUAUAUAUAAAAAAAAAAGCAUUGUGAAUGAGUAUAUCAUAUAGUAAUAUACUAAUACAUUGUCCCCUACCAGCCCAAAACCAUAAUGUUAAAUCAUACAAAGCAAAAGUGGAAAUUACUAUGUGUCUACUCAUUAGAUAACCAUGCAAUAUAUCAAAUUCAGUCUCCUAAGUUGUCAUAAUUGAGAAAAAUCUGAAACUUAUGAUAUUUGGCACAUUUAAGUUCCAUAAAUAUCGUAAAAAUCAGUCUUCUGUGAUGACCAAAAGUUAAACUUGAAAGAUGUCACUCUUGCUACAAACAAAUUUUUCUACCUCCUUUUGAAGAUCAAGUUACAAUUUUUACAUUAUUUUCAGUUUUUGACAAUUUGAGUUGGGUUUUGUUUUUAAUCUUUUUUUUUUUUUUUUUUUUUUUUUUUUUUUUUUUACAGUUUUAGACACAAUUUUGGCAUAUUUGAAAGUUUUCUUACUGUAGAAAAUUUAUUGAUACUUAAUCUUAUUUACCGACAUGAUGAACCUAGAGCAAUAUUUUAAUCAAUGUAUGAAUUUAAAAGAGUUCAAGUGAUUACAGAUCAAAUGUCUCAAUGCAGGAAAGCUCUGAAAACAAAUACCCAGUAUAAACACUAAUAAUUUAAUCAACUUGACUUAAUUCAGUUUGUAAUGUUCCUGACUUUUACAUGUUUUGCAUAUCUAUUCACAUGUUGUAUUGAAAUAUUUGAAAACAGAGAAGUGUUGAUAUAUUUGUUGCAAGUGUUCUUAAUCUGUCAACAUAUACAUUAAUUUGUAAAUCACAAACCAAAUUUCAGUUUCCUGAAUCAAAGCAUGCUGAAAAAGUACAAAAAACAAAAAGUUAAUGAAGUUCAAUAAAAAUUGAAACUGUUGUUGGUUGGUUGUUUAUGUCCCUGUCAUGAAUUUUUCACUCAUGUUGAGAAGACGACAGCUGUAGGUGAUCAGUACCACAAAUUUAGACCUGUUCUUAGCUCUCAGGGCCAUAGCAGUGAGGGAUCUUUAACGUCCCAACAUCUGCCACAACACAGGACCUCCAUUGUUAAGGUCAAUUAUCCAAAAGAUCCAUGAAUCUCACUUCUAAAAGCCAAGAGUUUGGCGAAGGAGCAACCACUAAGUAUGUUUACGUCUUAGAUAUGACGUGGCCAUGGCACGAACCAUAAAACUGAGUCUUACAAUUUUUGUUAGAAUAAGUAACCAUUACAAUAGUGAAAAUUGAUCUGUAUUUACUGCAUUUAUCUUAUUUCAAACUUUUAAGUUGAUCGAAGCAUAUAGCAGAGAAAAUUCCAAAAAAAUAUAUUCGGCACCAAGUCCCAUAAAUCUCAUAACAGUCAAUCAACUGUUACAAAACUUUAAAUUUUUGAGUAUUUACAUACAUUAGUAAAUCAUAUACCAAAUUUCAGCUUCCUGAAAUCAAAGCAUGAUUUCAAAAAAGACGCGAAAACUAUUAGUUGUGACAGACCAACAGAGAGACAGACAGACAGAGUGCAGACUACAGUACAUGUAGAUUGCCCAUGAGUGAGUCAUCAUUUCAUUUUUUCACUUUGUAUUGAAAAAAGCUUAUUGCAAUAUGUUAUUUGUAGGUCAUUUUUAUGGAUAUAUAUACAUAAUAUCAUAAAACACAGAUUUGUUUGUUGUUUACUUAGUUUUAGAUUUUAACUUUAUUUGAAGACGUUGUAGUGAUAUCAUGCGUCAAAUGCAAAACUUGAAAUUUUACAGCACUAAUUUGCUAUUAAAUAAGAAAUUAAAUUAUCUUUAGGUUAGAAAUUUUGCCUCAUAAUCAUCAAAUUUACAAAUUAUUCUCAAUGAGCAAUUACAUCAUGAUUUGCUUUGCAUGAAUUUGAAUAAUCAAAAGAAAAAUAUGAAAAAUUAGACUAAACUGACCCUACGAUAAGUGUUAAUCAUAAGUAAAUUUUCAAGGAAAUAUAUUGUAAAAAAAACAUAAAUAAAAUGAUGACUCACUUAUGGCCAUAUACUCUUGCAUAUAUAGCCCUCUUUGGCUUCGCUGAUAGGGGACUAUAAAGUUUCAAACACAUUUGAUAUUUGAAUUCCAGGUCAUGACACUUUGAUAUACAGAAAAAUUAACAUUAUAAUAUGAUCAAGGAUAGCUGCAGGUCUUAUUAUGACUGUCAUUAUACUUCAACAUUCAAACUGGAAUGACAACAGACUAAUUAGAUGAAACUUACAGUCUUUCAUGUAGUCCAAAGAUGUUCUUUGCUUGUUUGGUUCCCCCAUGCUUUCAGACACAAACUGAUCAAUAGUUCAAAAUAACUUUAUAUGAAGGAUCAAUACCCCCACGUUAAGUACUGCACAUCAUACUACUGCUGUUUGCUUCAGAGAUAUGCUACUAUUAUUAAUAAGAAACAACUGGCAAAGUGAUGUAACACAGAGAGAUAACUUGUGUUUUGUAAGACUCUCAACAGCAGCUGCUGAAAUGCAUGUGGAGCGGGAACCUGCGAAAUGUAUUACCUCAGAUCCCUGGGAUUAUCGAGCUCUUCCUCCAUAGCAUCAGACAACUAGUCUGAUUGUUAGAUAUCUGAUUUUUUCGCAUUAUUCCUUGGUUUGAUCAAUGGAUAAUGCUGAUGUUUAUGAGCCAGUUAUUUGUAUGUACCUUACACAAUUUAAUGAGGAUUAUUUCAUUGGGUCACAUCGUUCACCUGAGCAGUUAAUUGCAUUUUCCUGUGUAAAAUUUUAAACACCCAACAUUCAUUUAAAGUAAUUCCACCCUCCUGUGAUGUCAUCAGAUUUUGCAAAAUCAAUGAUUUAUUUAAAUUUAUGCAUGAUUGGAACAUAAAUUUUGUUGGACUAUUUUCCGAUACUUAUUGUAAAAAAUCUUGUUAAAAAUAGACUAUUUCAAAAGUCUAAGUUAUAGAUGAAUAAUCAAUGAUAUGUUUCAAAAUAUUGAAUCCAAGGGCAAUAACUCUGUUUCUAUUGAUUUCUUUAUCAAGUCUAUUAUGCGGUAGAUUUCCUAUAUUUUUUAACAUACAUUUUGUAUAUUUUUGUGAAGAUAUAGUUUCAUGAAAUUGUUAUGAAUGCUACUAUAUCGUCAUAGCCAGUUUUUAAUGAAAUUUUGAUAACGCUGUUUAAGGAAAAUAGCAAUUUUCUGACGGUGAUAUAUGAUUCUGUUUAUGUACGUCUCUCAUCUUAAAAAGUGUGAUGACCUAUGUAUUUUAUUUCAUAAUUUGUUAGUUUUAACUCUAAUGAAUGGAAAUAAAUACACUUUUCAAACUUGUAUCAGAUAAAACUGCGAGUGUGGAGUCACCUUAACAUUGUAUACUAGCUGCUUGUGUCUUUUCGUUCUUGGAAAGAUUUUUUGCCUAUAAUUUUAUAUUCUUGUUCACAUGUUGUGGCCCAGUCUUGGUCCCAGGGGAUCAUAUUUUGAACAAUUUAUAGUAUAUUUAAAUAAACAAGAUGGGUGACUUUAUCGAGCCGAGAACCCACAGAGGGACAAAUAUCAAAGUGAAUCUUUUCAAAUUUUCUUCUAAUUUUCCUAAAUAUACUAUAGACCGUAUUUUUUCCUGCAUGGUACAAAUUUCUUCGAUGUCUGCACGGUCUUAAAAACUAUGGAAUUUAGUACUAAGUGGACAGAAGUUCAACAAUAAAUCCUAAUUUAUCUUACAUCUAUCUAUUGUGUUAAUUCACUGAAGUUCUAUAUAAAUCAUAGGCAUUGCAUUGCUAUAAUAAUUAUAAUUACUUGUACAUAGCCCAUCUCCAUAUCAUUAAUUUUUCAUGUAAAAGUGCACUCAUAUGGUUCUUGGAAAGAUUUUUUUAAAAUUUCAAGAUCUAUCUCUAUGUUAUACUUUGAACCCCUAUUGUCUCCACUCUGGUCCCAGGGUCCAUUAUUAAUUAGUCUUCAAUCUUCAAAAUAUAAUGGAAGCUUUCUUUCAAGUGUUGCUAAAUUCUCUGGUUCAGCAGUUAAUCUUGAGAUGUUUUUUCUAUACCAAUGCACCCUAUUUCCACUACUUACCAAUUAUCUCCCAGGAGCCAUUGGUAAAGAACAUGGUCCUUUAUAUGCAUAUGAUUGUGAUGAAUCCUGAAUUCAUCAAAGGAUUAUACUUUAUGCCAAGUUUAGUUGAAAUAGGUACAAUAGUUGCAAGCCACAGCUGAAACAAAAUUCAGGGGAGAGGAGCGGACAUUUCUGAGCUGUGACUUGCACCUGAGAAAAUGUUAGUUAACAAUGACGAUGAACACAUUUUGAUCACACGUACAAGAGACCCACAGGCCUUACAAGAAACACUAAUUAAGUAGCAACUACAUGUAAUAUCAUUUAUCAUAUUCUCAAAAUAAUGUAAAGAUCUUUAAGACCUUUAAUUAAGUUAAUUAAUCAUAGUUAAUUAAAUGUUCAGUUUUGGGGAUAUUAGACAAGGGUGUCAAUUUCAUCAUGUCAAUUUCCCUCCAAAAACUUCUAAAGUGUGUUGAUCAAGUUAAUGUACCACUGCCAUGUUCUGCAUGUUUCAAAUGCAAACACAAACUGACAAUUAAUACAAAAUCUGUAUUGUUGUAUCGAUCCCCAUAUCUUUAAUAGAAUGAAUUGACAGAAUAAUUUUAAAUUUACUCUGCAUUAAUAUGAGGGAAUGAAACUCACUUUUAGUUCUAUGUACAUGUAUCUUUUUUUUUUUUUUUCUUUUUUUUUUUGCAUUUAUUUGCUGAAUCCAUAAAUGUCUUAAAAAUUCAGAGGUCAGAAGAAAAUGUUCAUCAAACAGAAAACAAGCUGGAAAUGAUGUGAUGUUUUAAUAUUAUGUCAGACCAAUGCAUAGAUUGCACUGAUGAAUUUUAAUGACAUCAAACUCUCAAGAGGAUUAUACCGUUGUCAUUUUAUAGUUUAUCUAUAUGUCAUAUUGGUCAUUUUCAUUCAAUUCCAAGAGCAAAUGUUAAGUGAAAUACGAAUGGGUGACCUUUAUAGUCAUCGAUAAUUGAUAUUACUUUUGUUUGUGAGUCUGCAUCCUAUCCUUAGAAAAUUGACAAUAUACCACAGGUAACAGGUAUUGAUCUAUUGACAAAUCUUUUAAAGGGUCGAUCCAGCAAAAUAAAUCGUAUUAGGGAAAUUUUUUCAGUGUUAGGUAAAUUCAGAGUACUGAUGUAUGUAUGUAUUUAAAAUUCAGGAUUCAACAUGUACAUUUCAACAUUACCUGGAUAUGUUUCGAAGUUUAUGUAGGCAUAACAUGAGUACACUGUAGUCAUGAUGAAGGAGUGCUCUCUAAGAAAAAAGGCUCACAAUUGGAAAAUUUACGCCAAGUAAUAGAUAAUUGAAAACCUAAGAUGGAGGAAGACAACUACACUAAACAAACUUCUGACCCCGGGUAUCUCCAGUCUGAUUUUCAGCAAGACAGUGAUCCUUCUGAGAGGGAUAGUAAGGAUAUCAAGGAUAGUGUGUCUGAACAAGCAGACGACAGUGUGCACAUAGGAGCAGACACAGAUGUCCUGCCAGCACAAGAUGACAACCAUGGGGAGAAACUAAAGGAUUCCCCAAGGAAAGAUACUAGUACAACAGAUGAUGUCACUGUCUCUCAAGAUGACUAUUCCAGUUCAAGAAAGAAAAGCAAAAAGAGGAAAAAGAAGAGAAAGAAGGAAGUUAAAAAUUAUCCUGAUCCAGAUAUAAAUGGAGAGGACCUAGUGACAGCAAAAUCCGAAAACCCAGAAAUGAGAAAUGAUGAAGUCGUUACAGCAAUUCCUCCAAUAGAUUUACAGACAAAGAGAGAAGAGGAACAAAGGAUAAAGAUGAGCUGGACUAAUCAGUUGUCAGUGCACAAUAAGGUAUCUCCAGGCAACCUCACAAAACUGGAUACCAUGGAAUACCAUCCAGAAAAAACAAUAGACCUCAGCAAAUACGGAUCAACAGUUCCUGUGAAUGGGGCAAGUAACUAUAACCCAGAUCCUAGACAGAGAAGAAAGGAAAUGGUCAUUGGAGGGGAUCCAGAUGAAAGUGCUGGAGACAUUGGUUGUUGUGGCAGCAUCCUGAUGGUGUUGUCUUUCUUUCUGGUUUUUGUUACUUUACCCUUCUCGUUGUUUUUUUGCAUUAAGGUUGUACAAGAAUAUGAAAGAGCUGUGAUAUUCCGUCUAGGAAGACUUUUAUCUGGAGGAUCCAAAGGACCAGGUAUAUUUUUUGUGUUGCCAUGUAUAGAAGGCUACACAAAAGUGGAUCUUCGAACUGUUUCAUUUGAUGUUCCACCACAAGAGAUUCUGACAAGUGACAGUGUAACUGUGGCAGUAGAUGCAGUGGUUUACUACAGGGUGUGUAAUCCCACUAUUUCUGUGGCUAAUGUAGAAAAUGCACACCAUGCCACACGACUCCUUGCCCAAACUACACUAAGGAACAUUCUUGGGACCAAGAGCAUGUCGGAAAUCCUUACAGACAGAGAUGCUAUCAAUAAGGCUAUGCAGAGUAUGUUGGAUGAGCCAACAAUUCACUGGGGUAUUAAAGUUGAGAGGGUGGAAAUCAAAGAUGUCAGACUGCCUAAACAAUUACAGAAAGCAAUGGCUGCUGAAGCAGAAGCAUCAAGGGAGGCCAGAGCAAAGGUGCUAGCAGCAGAGGGAGAACACAAGGCUUCAAAAGCACUGAAGGAAGCAGCAGAUAUUAUUCACUCCUCUCCAGCAGCUCUACAGCUUCGAUAUUUACAAACUCUCAACACCAUCGCAUCGGAGAAAAACUCCACUGUUGUUUUCCCUCUCCCGAUUGACAUACUGCCUUCUUUUCUGAAGUGAUUGACAUAUUACUUACUCUUUAUUUUCAAGUUUUUACUUUUAUCAAGUUCUUUUGAAAAUGACAUUUUUCUGUCUCAUUACAUUGCAUAAUUUUAUUUGAGUUUAAAUCUCUCAAAUGCAUAUACAUAUUACAGUGUCUGUGGUUUUAAUUAUGUUAUUGUGUGAAAGGAUUAUAACACUAUACAAUUCAUACUGUACAUACUGUUUUAAUGAUAGGAAUUAAUGUGUAAAAGAAUUUAAACAAUGUGAGUCAAACUGUACACACUGUCUUAUUAAUGUGUAAAAGAAUUUAAACCCUAUGUCAAUCAUACUGUACAUAUUAAUCCUAUGAAUUUUAUUACUUUAUUAAUAGAAGAUCAUUAAUGUACUGGACAUUGCAUUGAAAAAUUAAUUCUUUAGCUGCAAGUAGUAUUGGAUCACUCAAGUCAUAUGUCAACACUUCAUGUGCAUUGUACAUGUUAUGGUAGCAAACACAGAGAUGUCAUUAAUUAACUAGUUCAUGUAUCAGAAUUCUCAUUAUUUAUUAUUGGUUAUAAUAAAAAGCAAUGUAGAAAAAAAAAA
This is a messenger RNA of Ostrea edulis (European flat oyster), 8349 nucleotides long. RefSeq names its product band 7 protein AGAP004871-like. The coding region runs from base 6346 to 7788 and encodes 480 amino acids. The transcript is spliced from 13 exons. The record is from RefSeq and is a predicted model, not a curated record. Lineage: Eukaryota; Metazoa; Mollusca; Bivalvia; Ostreida; Ostreidae. Gene Ontology annotation, cellular component: plasma membrane.